Molecule: messenger RNA, 3646 nt
Organism: Eucalyptus grandis
Lineage: Eukaryota; Viridiplantae; Streptophyta; Magnoliopsida; Myrtales; Myrtaceae
Product: pentatricopeptide repeat-containing protein At3g12770
Exons: 2
Coding region: 152-2047 (631 amino acids)
Biological process (GO): RNA modification
Molecular function (GO): protein binding; RNA binding
Source: RefSeq, a predicted model, not a curated record
CAUAAAAAUCAACAACCUAGGAAUCACAUGCUCCCCAUCGUCAAGAAGAAGAAAGCUACGUACUUCCUCCAUGUCCGCCAUCUCCCUCUCGUCCCAAGUCGCACUCGCAGCUCUCUAGCCGGAACCUUCAAAGCGUGAAGUUCCUUUUCCCAUGAUCUCCUUCUCUGGACGGCAAACACUCAGAAACAUAACCUCUCGAUGCUUCUCCAAAGCCAUUCUAGCCGAUUCUCCUUGUUCUUCUUCCACCCUCCUGCAUUCCAUUCAGCUCUGCAUCGAGGACGGAUCUCUGAGACUGACCCGACAGUCCCACGCUCGUGUUCUCGUCGAUGGCUUUGCUGGGAACCCGUAUCUGGGCACCAAGCUCAUGUCUGCGUACGCCGCCUGCAAGAGCGUGCGGGAUUCGAAACUGGUUUUCGAUUCGUUUGACGACAAGAGCGUUUACCUGUGGAACACGCUGAUUAAUGGGUACGCGAAGAGUCGUGCGUACGAGGUUGCCUUCGAGGUGUUUGAUCAAAUGUGCCGGGGGAAUGUGGUUCCCGACGAUUACACGCUCGCGACCUUGUCGAAAGUUUCGAGCGAGUGUGGGGACUUGGCUGCUGGGAAAGUCGUUCAUGGGAAGAGCGCGAGGAUUGGGUUUGUCUUGGAUGUGGUUGUGGCCAAUUCUCUAAUGUCGAUGUACUGUAAAUGCGGAGAGUUGAAUGAAGCGAGGAAACUGUUCGAAGAAAUGCCCGACAGAAGCAUCGCUUCUUGGAAUGUUCUGGUAACAGGGUAUGCGAGCUUAAGUGAUGAUAAUAAGGGUAAGGAAGUAUGGGACGUUGUACAAAACAUGCAGAAAGUUGGCUUAAAACUAGAUGCAUUCACGGUGUCGAGUCUUUUGCCUUUGUGCAUUGGUGAUUCUGAGAAAUAUAACCACGGGAAGGAGCUUCAUGGCUAUAUAUUGAGGAAUGAGUUGGAGUUUCUUCCAGAUGCAGAUGUUCACUUGGGUUGUUGCUUGAUAGACAUGUACUCAAAGAACAACAAGGUGGAUGCUGGGAGAAGGAUAUUUGAACGUAUGAAAUCUAAAAAUGUAUUUGCUUGGACAGCAAUGAUCAAUGGUUAUGUGAUAUUUGGAGAUUCAGAGGGAGCCCUCUCUCUUUUUAGGAAAAUGAUAGUUAUGUAUGAUAUAGAACCCAAUGACAUAUCUCUUGUAAGCAUUCUCCCUGCUUGCGUAACACAUGCUGGUUUAUCAGCUGUGAGAGAAAUUCACAGUUUUGCCAUCAGAAAGAAAAUAGAUCAUGGUGUCUCAUUGUCUAAUGCUUUAAUAGAUGCAUACUGCAAGUCGGGGGGCUUAAUUGCUGCAAGGAGAAUAUUUGAUGGUGCUUCUUUUAAGGAUGCGGUCUCUUGGAGUUCCAUGAUUUCUGGAUAUGGACUUCAUGGGAAGGGUGAGGAAGCCGUGCUUCUAUACAAUGAGAUGCUAAUGUUGGGAAUCAAGCCUGACAUGAUAACAGUAGUAGGGGUUCUUGCUGCCUGUGGUCGGUCAGGAUUGGUCAAUGAAGGCCUUAAUGUAUAUGCUUCAGCAAUAAAUGACUAUGGGAUUGAACCAACAGUGGAGAUCUGUGCUUGUGUUGUCGACAUAUUAGGUCGGUCAAACCAGCUUGACCGUGCACUACAGUUUAUAGAAAAUAUGCAUGUGGAAGCUGGUCCAAGCGUUUGGGGGGCUCUUGUCAAUGCUUCUGUAAUGCAUGGGAACCAUGAGAUGAGAGACUUGGCUUAUAGCUUCCUUGUUCGUAUGGAACCUGAGAACCCUUCAAAUUAUGUAUCCCUAUCUAAUCUGCAUGCUUCCUCAAGGAAAUGGGAUAUGGUAGCUGGAGUGAGGAAAAUGAUGCACCAAAAGGGUUUAAGGAAGGAACCUGGAUGCAGUUGGAUUGUUAUUAAUGGUAGGACUAACUGCUUCUAUGUCGCUGAUAAGGUACAUGCUGCUUCUCAUUCCAUCUAUGAGAUGCUGGAUAGCCUUAUGGGGGUAAUGAAAGGAAUUGUUUGUUAUGCUGACAACGAGAAUCAGAUAUAGAUAUUUCAGCAUUUCGUGGUUAUAAUAAUCUAUGCUGAUGGGAGUCUUCGCUGAAGAGAACUCCAUACUGCAAAAUGGACUUUUGAUGUGAGGAAUGGUCUAAGCUCAACGCUGCUAUCUUGGAUAGGACAAAUCUUCUCCAUCUACUUGAGGAGUGGCCUGGAGGAAAGAGUGAUGCCAUCGAGGAUUCGAGGGUCUUGUUAUUUGUGCUUCCAGAAGGGAGUUGGAUGACCAUACCCAUAUCUUCUCCAAGACUUAUCUUUCCGCUGAGCUACAGCCCUCAACCAUUGUGUCCACCUAUUGCAUGCUGGGUUUGUUUUGCUGAGGAAUUUGAAAAUCCCUUUCUGCCUCAUUCUCACCAGUCUCCCUGCAUAUGGGGAUCAGUAAGCUUUCCUAACUGUUUAUACAAAAGGAAUUUUGACCAUUUCAAUUUAUGAUGCGAUGUUGAUUUAUUUUGUAAGCUGCUGAAGAUCAAUAGAGCUGCAACCGGGUAUGAUUUGAAGGAGCAUGAUCCCAUGUCCAUGCAAGUCAUUCUUCACGAAGCCCACCUAAUGGAGGUACUUUGAAGCAAUAUGGCCUGGUGUACAUGCUGAGUUAAUUAAAUCAAAGUCGACACCUUCAGAACAAUAUUCUGCUAUUAUGUCGUCCAGAGGCCGACAUUGUCCCAAUUCCACCUCCUCAGACCGCAUUUCAAUGCAAUGAUUUGUGAAUUCUGCCAAUACAUGUAGAAGGGUCAAAAUUCUCAUCCAACAAAAUGUUUGCUGGUUCUAUAUCACAGCAAAUUAUCCAAAGACUGCAUUCUUAUGGAGAUACAAUAACCCUCUUGCUACUCCCAGUGCCAUGUGCUUCCGGUUACCCCAAUCGAGAGAAGACUGCAAUUAGGGCAACUAUGUAAAUGAGAAGCCACGCUCAUGUACUAUAAAUGGCAUACAAGCAAAGGUUCUUGCUGUUAAGAUACCACACCAGAGCCAGUAACUUGAAGGAGAUUCCAAUACACGGCCAUGUCGCUGACCUGUAGCUCUGCUCGGAGUUGUGGCAAACCAUGCUUUGAGAUCUGCUUAGUCUGUUUUAUUGCCACUGAAGAUCCAUCACACAGGCAUCCUUCGUUGCCAUACAAAAUCCACCUUAACUAAGGUUUGCGCUGAUUGAAAUUUCCGGGUGCUACUAGCAGUUCCUGUGGAGUAAACCUCCUAAAAUUUCUCUGUUGCUAUCCCAGAAUGAAGUCUUCAGACACAUUCACAUCCUAGGAUUUCUUCGGUCUCCAAUAUGAAAUGUCGAAUGCUGGGGUUGUGAACCCUAAGAGGAGAACCGACUGCAGGUUGACCAGUAAUCGCUCUAGUGAUGGCGCUGCCGAGUGUCAAACAAAUCAAAAGUUCCAACCUCAUAAUAUUAAUUUACCUGACGCUCUGCUUGGACUCGUCUAGUUGCACUCAGGAGUGCAAGAUUUCAGUACCGGGAUAAAGCAUUGAUGUGAAAUUCACCCACGAGAUGUAUAUUUCCUUCUACUAAUUAGAGUUUACUAAGUAAAUAAUUUCCAUUUGUUCUAUUUUUCAGUACCUGGUACAGUAAAUUUAGCUAUUUGAUAUCAUUCACCUUUGA